AUACCUUCACUGCACAAUGGAGUCUGCAGCCUCCCUUGCUGAGCUUCAGGCAGAGGCCAGUUGCCCCAUCUGCCUGGAUUACCUGAGAGACCCAGUGACCAUUGAAUGUGGGCACACCUUCUGUCACUCCUGCAUCUACCAGCGCUGGGAAGAUCUACUGGGCACCUUUCCCUGUCCUGUCUGCCUCCAUCAUUGCCCUAACAGGAAGUUGAAGAGGAACACCCAAUUAUGUCACAUAAUUGAAAUUGUUAAGCAGAUCCCCACCUCAGGGAGCGAGAGAAAAUUACAGGAAGAAAAACCCCUGUGUGGGAAGCACAAUGAAGUUGUAACACUUUUUUGUGACAAGACCCAAGAGAUGUUGUGUCCUCAUUGCAGGGCCCAGCAGAUGCUGUGUCCUGAUUGCAAGGUCCCCUUAGAGCACCAGGAUCAGUCCCUGAUACCCAUUGAGGAAGCUGGUGCUAAUUACAGGAGGAAGCUCAAACGAUAUAUUGGGGAACUGAUGGUGGAGAUUGAAGAAGUUGAAACGGAAUAUGAAAAACAAAUUGCAAAAGAAUUUGAAGUGCAGAGAAAGGUGAGAAGUUGGAGGAAAGAAUUGCAGUAUGAAUGUAAAGAACUGAAGUGUACCUUACAAAUAGAGCAUGAUUUAUUUAAUGCUGGUUUACUUAUAGAAGAGAAAGAUGUUGAAGAAAAACUAACUGAAAACAGAAGACAAAUUUCAAACCAUAUGUUCAUGCUAAACAAUCUUUUAAGUGAAAUAGCAGAGAAGUAUUUGCAGGCAGAUGUGGAUUUACUCACAGGUAUUGAAGAUAUCCACAAAAGGUAUGAAAAGCUAGAGACCCCAGCAGUCUUUUCAUAUAAAAUAAAGAAGGAGAGUUGCAAUCUUCCCCCACAUUAUGUGGGCCUGUAUAAAAUAAUCAGCACAUUUCAGGUAGAUUUGACACUGGAUCCUGAAACUGCCCAUCCAAGUCUCAUUGUUUCAAAAGAUAGAAAAAGUGUUACAUAUAAGACACCAGAUGGUUUUCUUAAUCCCCAGGCACACAAUUCUUACCCAGCUGUCCUGAGUUCUGAGGGAUUUGAUGGUGGCAGGCAUUUUUGGCAGGUGGAAGUAAGAGGCACAGGUGACUGGUCCUUAGGUGUGUGUAAAGAAUCUUGCCUCAUAAAUAGUCUAAUAUCACCAUACCCAAGCAAUAGCUGCAGGCACGUUGAUCUUUGUGCUAGUAUAUGUGGAACAUGCCUUAGAGGACACAUCAUGAGGGUUGGUAUUUUUCUGGACUAUGAGUUGGGAGAUGUUUCAUUUUAUAAUUUGAAUAAUGGAUCAUACUUGUAUGGAAUCACUGGUAAGUUUAGGGAAAAACUUAUGCCUUAUUUCUCUACUUCACCUUUGUCAAAAUCUCUUUCAUUUAUUAUCAGAGAUGAAUACCUCAGCUUCUCACUUUUCCUCACUCCUGCAGGAUCACACGGACUGAUGAGAGCCCUUUCUAAUAGACACCCUCACUGCACAAUGGCCUUUGACGCUUCCCUGGCCAAGCUCCAAGCAGAGGCCAGCUGCCCCCUCUGCCUGGAUCACCUGAGAGACCCAGUGACAAUUGACUGUGGGCACAACUUCUGUCCCUCCUGCAUCCACCAGCGCUGGGAAGGUCUACAGGGCACCUUUCCUUGUCCUGUCUGCCUCCACCACUGCCCUGACAGGAGCUUGAAGAGGAACCCCCAAUUAUGUCACAUGACUGAGAUUGUUCAGCAGAUCCCCACCAUGAGGAGAAAGAGGAAAAGUCAAGAAAAACUCCUGUGUAAGAAGCACCGUAGGGUUCUGGUUCUGUUCUGUGAGAAGGACCUGCAGCUGCUGUGUGCCCAGUGCAGGGUUGUGUCCCACCACGAGAAUCACCCCCUGGUCCCCAUUGAGGAAGCUGCUGCUAAUCACAGGAGGAUGCUCAGAAAGCACAUUGGGGCCCUCACUAAUCACCUUGAAGUUGCUGAAACUGUAUACAAAAGACAAGUUGCUAAUACUUCGGAAGUGAAGAGAAAGAUGGAAAAAUGGAGGGAGGAAUUGGACUUUGAAUGUAAAGAACUUAAGUGUUUCUUGGAAACAGAGCGAGAUGAAAUUGAAAAUGAUCUACUUAUAGAAGAGAAUGAUGUUGAAGAAAAACUAAUUGAAAAUGGAUGGCAAAUUUCGUACCAUAUUUUCAGGCGAAGCAAUCUGUUAAGUGAAAUAGAAGACAAGUGUUUGCCUACAGACCUGGACUUACUCACGGAUAUUGCAAGUAUCCAGAAUAGGUAUGGAAACCUAGAGACCCCAGCAGUCUUGUCAUGUAAAUUACAGAAGGAGUUUUUCACUCUCCCCCCACAUUAUUUGGGCCUGCACAAAAUGAUCCGCAUGUUUCAGGUAGAGUUGACACUGGAUCCUAAAACUGUCCAUCCUGACCUCAAUAUGUCAAGUGAUAGAAGAAGUGUGACAUAUACAACACCAGAUGGUUUUCCUAAGCCCCAAGAUCUUACUUCUUACCCAGCUGUCCUGAGUUCUGAGGGAAUUGAUGCUGGCAGGCAUUUUUGGGCGGUAAAAAUAACAGGCCUAGGUGAAUAUUUCUUAGGUGUGUGUAAAGAAUCUUUCCUCAGAAAUAAUCAAAUAUCACCAUCGGCAAACAAUGGAUACUGGGAAUAUCAGCUCUUGACCCGGACAUGUGGCACUGUCCCUGUAGGGGAACGGAUGAUUGGCAUUUUUCUGGACUAUGAUUUGGGGGAGGUUUCAUUUUAUAAUUUGAAUAACAGGUCAUACGUGUAUGGAAUUGCUGAUACAUUUACAGAAAAACUUAUGCCUUAUUUCUCCAUUGCAUCUUCUUCAGAAUCUCUUACAAUCAGCAUCAUCAGAGUAUAGUAAUGGCAAUUUGGAUGAAAUUUUGUAGGUGCUUAUUUCCUCCCAUGUUAUUGAAAGGAAAAAACAUAAUAAAGAUCCUGAUUCCA
This is a messenger RNA of Pipistrellus kuhlii (Kuhl's pipistrelle), 2955 nucleotides long. RefSeq lists its product as uncharacterized. NCBI's taxonomy places the organism in Eukaryota, Metazoa, Chordata, Mammalia, Chiroptera, Vespertilionidae. The record is from RefSeq and is a predicted model, not a curated record. The transcript is spliced from 2 exons. Gene Ontology annotation, molecular function: protein binding; zinc ion binding. Bases 17 to 2869 code for a protein of 950 amino acids.